Molecule: messenger RNA, 2899 nt
Organism: Trichogramma pretiosum
Lineage: Eukaryota; Metazoa; Arthropoda; Insecta; Hymenoptera; Trichogrammatidae
Product: UPF0692 protein CG33108
Exons: 4
Coding region: 614-1390 (258 amino acids)
Source: RefSeq, a predicted model, not a curated record
UAUAAAUGUGUAUCGUGUACAAUGAAAGAGUCGGUAAGCGAUUACUUCGCGCAGCGAUCGCUUAUGCCUCGAGACUUUAUUUGAAAAUACGCACAGACGUCAUUCUCGGGCAUAUAGCACAUACUUAUAUACACUUGCAGUUCGCUACCGCACACGGCAUAUAUAAUAAGUGCAGCAGUCCGCACACGGUCCGCAACAAAUCGAUCUGCUCGUUUCUUUCUUUAUACACACAACCCGUUUUCUGCGUGAACACGCGUAUUUCGAGAUCUAAGGCUUGCUGCUGUACGACGCUUUAUAACUCGCGCUUCUCUCCGUCCUUAGGGUUCUAUUUUUGAAAGGCCGCAAACAUUCGUAGAAAAACACGCUGAUGGAGAGAAUAGUUAUGUGGUCUUACAAGCUUCUUCAAUUCUUGUGAGCUGCUGCUCUGCUGCUCGUGUUAGAUCCGUUUGUGUGAGUGCGCGCUCCGUACUGCUGCUGCUGCAACUCUGUGCGUUCUGCUGCGUGUUUAUUUUAUAGCGAGGUGAAAGGCGCAACGUUCAAGACCCAUUUGUCAAACGAUAGUAACGUAUCCUCUUCGCCUUAUAAGAGACUUCCAAAUUCACAUUUGAAUAAAAUGGCAUCUGAUCUUUCAUCAAUGGAGAGCCCAUGGCAAUUUCAAAUUUUAAAUUCAGAAAUUGUGAUGACCCAGAAGGAUCAUAUAUUUCAUAAUGAAGAAAGCAAUGAAAUAGUCAGAGAAUUGGAAAAACAACUUGAACUCAUUUUUACACAUCUCCACGAUGUAGAAACACUUUAUGUGAGUACUGAUAUAGUACCGAUACUGCAAAAAGGUCCCACAUGUGGCUUAGUUGCAUUAUACAUGGGGACCCAAAAGAAUAAAAAUAGAAUGAAACCAAUUGAACUUCUAAAUGUUGCAAAAUUAAAAGGCUUUACAAAUCAUGGUGAAAUGUAUAGCGUAGAUUAUAUGUAUGACUUAAUUUUGUCAACUCAAAAUGCAGUAAAAAUAAGGCUACUAGAUGAUAUAAAAUCUCGUUCAAAUCAAAUACUUGAUGAAUUAAAAGGUGGUUCAUUGAUUCUUAUUGCCUACGAUGCAGAUCAUAAUCAUCAACCAUGUAAAAAGAAAGGUCAUAAAGCUCAUUGGGCUUUACUGAUUGGAAUGAUUGCAACUAAAUGUAAAAAUUACGUCUUAGCCCGUCACGGAAAAUCACGUCGUGUGGCAUGUUGGCUGUGGGAAGAUUUACUUGAUAGUAAUAUGAAUUUGGAAGAAGCAAGUCCUGUCAGACGUGAGGGUGGUUAUGUACUACCAGAAGGUGGAGUAGGUGGGAGCAAAGGCUUGAAAGAUAGGUUAAUUGUCUUAUAUUCCAAUGAGCCAACUCAUAGACUGAUACAUUGAGGAGAAAUGUAAUUUGUUAUUCAGAGCUUUAAUUAUCUAUAAACCAAAAAAAAAAAGUAAAAUAUUUAUAUCAGUAAAUAUUAAGAUACUGUGAUACCAUUGACUAUGAUCAAAUGUUUAUUAAUAUAGGACACAAUUGUAUUUUUUUAAUUUUUGUAAGAUUUAUUAUAUCGUUUUACUACAUUGACUUUUAAUGUAUAAAGUUUUUAAAUGAUUUUUGACUAGAUACAAAUAAUAAUUAAGAUAGGAAACUUUAUUUACACGUUAUCCGCAGUUUGUGAAUUACUGCAAGUGUAUGAAAGAAUAUUUGAAAUUUUUAUUAAAUUAAGUGAUUGCAAAGAAUACUGUAAAAGGCAUUACAUUUAUUUUUCAAGCUUACAAACAUCAACAACAAAAGACUAUUCGAAUUUUUUAUAUCGCUCCGUUUUUAUAAAUCCAUUAUUAAAUGUAUUUGUCAGAGUUGCUAAUCACCCAACUGCAUCUUAUUUUUGAGUUCUACAAUCAUUUUUUUGGUAUCUGCAGUAAUGCAUAACUAUCAAAUGAUGUUAUUUAAUUGUACGGACCUAAACAUUUUUGACAUUUAUUAAAUAAAAGAUUACUCAGCUAUAUCUUAUUUAGGCCAGCCAUCUGUCACAAGAUUUACUUAGUAAUAAUACUAAAGAUAUUUUUUUUCUAAUGAUAAAUUUGAGGAUGCGAUUAUCGAAUAAUGGAGAUUGUCGAAUAUCGAAUAUCGAAUAUCGAAUGAGUCGCGCGAAGCGCGCUGAAUGUCUCUAUGAAUUGAAGUAUGUAAAUCGAUAUCGAAUUAAAAUCGAAAUGUAUAAUCGGAAAAGAGCAGAUUAAAAAGAUUGUUAAUAAAUAAUUCGUUAACCUGAUCAGUCAGAAUAAAAAAUUAAAUAUUACAUAACCCCAGGCCGAGGCGAAGCCGAGGCCGCAAAAGGAGUGCAUAAGGGAUUUCUUUUUUGGCGAUUUAGACUACAUACGAUAUUUCAUAUUCAGUGGUCCCAUAAUAGCAUUUCCUUCUCUACGCAGGCGAAGGAAAAUAGUUGCUUACGGGCCGGUGGUAAAAUCAUUUAUAAAUAAAAUAUAUCUAUGUCUCAUAGCAAAAUGAUGCUACUGUGGAUUAUGAAGGAUAGGACUUGAUUUAGCAAGAUUCUACUUCGACCAUCCGUACAAUGAAAAUAAAAAAAAUCGCAUUCAACGAAGACAAUUUAAAACUGAACACGCUUUAAACCCCAAAGAGUUAACAUUGGUACUUCAAAAAGUUAUUCCCGAGAAACGUUCGCCGGAAAUUCUAUUCGAGGCCGUGCUUAAUAGGAUUCAAAAGAGUAAUUCGUAAACACUACACUUAAAAGCGUUGCGAACGCAGAUUAUUUUUUUUCUAAAUUGACAAGGAAAAGUAAUUUAUAAUUCGGAUUGACCUUUUCAAAAACACGUUUGAUUGAAAUUUGAAAUUUUUAUUAAAUUAAGUGAUUGCAAAAAAUACUGUAAAAGGCAUUACAUUUAUUUUUC